Protopterus annectens (West African lungfish) is the source of this 1035-nucleotide messenger RNA. Its product is annotated as trace amine-associated receptor 4-like. The record is from RefSeq and is a predicted model, not a curated record. Gene Ontology annotation, cellular component: membrane. Bases 1 to 1035 code for a protein of 344 amino acids. The transcript has a single exon. Gene Ontology annotation, molecular function: trace-amine receptor activity. NCBI's taxonomy places the organism in Eukaryota, Metazoa, Chordata, Ceratodontiformes, Protopteridae. Gene Ontology annotation, biological process: G protein-coupled receptor signaling pathway.
AUGAAUAUUUCAGCUUUUCCGAGUCUUGAUGAAGCAAGUUAUUGUUUCCCCUCUGUAAACCGAUCAUGUAUCAGAAAUAGCCUUCCAACAACAGUUACUGCUGUGUUGUACACAUUACUCGUUGGAAUUAUAAUAACUGUUAUUUGUGGAAACCUUUUGGUGAUCAUUUCUGUUUCUCACUUCAAGGAGCUUCACACACCUACCAACUUUUUAACACUUUCACUAGCUGUUACUGAUUUUCUUGUAGGUUUACUUGUUUUACCUUUUAGCAUGGUAAGGACUGUUGAAGCAUGUUGGUAUUUUGGAAACACAUUUUGUAAAAUCCAUUCUGCAUUUGAUAUGGCUUUUACAACUGUCUCUAUUUUUCACCUUUGUGCAAUUGCUGUUGAUCGUUACUACACCAUCUGUGACCCACUGCAUUAUUCAUUGAAAAUCACAUUAUCUGCGAUAACAAUUUUUCUGUUUGUCUGUUGGAUGUUACCUAUAUGCCUCACUUAUUUUCUAGUUUUCUUUGGCCAGAAUGUAGAUGAGAUGUUUUUGGCUUCAGUAUACUGUGAAGGACUGUGUAUAUCAACAGCAGAUAAAACAUGGGCUUUGAUUAUACCAGUAGUAAACUACUUUUUGCCUGCAUCUGCAAUGAUAUGUAUUUACUUGAAAAUUUUUAUAGUGGCUAGAAAACAUGCAAAAAUUAUUAAUGGCAUAGUAAACAAAGUGAGUUCUGUGAAAAAACAUGUCAAACAAAUAAAAGCAUCAGAGCAAAAGGCUACUAAAACUCUAAUAUUAAUAAUGGGUAUAUUUUUAUUUUGUUGGCUACCCGUUAUAAUUGUGAUAUUGCUGACUUUUUACUUCAAUAUUUUCAUUCCAUCAUUCAUUCUUGAAGCAUUAAGCUGGUUAGCAUAUUUUAAUUCUGGUUGCAAUCCCAUUGUUUAUGGAUUCUUUUAUCCAUGGUUUCAACUAACUUUUAAAAUGGUUUUAAAUGGUAAAAUAUUCACUGCAGCAUCCUCUACCUUUAGUCUGUCUUCUGAAAAUCACUGA